GAAGCUGACAGUCAGCUGAUUUUUUUUCCAGUUUCCUUGUUAGCCUCCGUUAGGUCACACGUCCAACUGUAUUUAUCGCCUUUAGCCUAUUCUUUAAGGCUACUUCUCCGUCCGAGGAACUGUAGUAACUUUUAUCCAACGUCUUAGGUAUGGACGAGACGAGUCCGCUUGUCUCUCCGCUACGGGACUCCAAUGAUUUCAGCUACUGUCCCACGGAGCCCGCCAGCCCGCGAGGCGCUUUCGGAAGCACGCCGGGCUCAGUGGUGCGGAUUCCCGCUGGCAGUCCGGAGCGCAACCGGGAGAGACAGCCGCUUUUAGACCGGGAGCGGGGGAAUUCGUCGCGGGAUCCCCACCGGAACGAAUUCCCGGAGGAUCCCGAGUUCAGAGAGAUCAUUCGCAAGGCCGAGCGAGCUAUUGAGGAGGAGAUCUACCCGGAGAGGAUCUACCAGGGAUCUAGUGGUAGCUAUUUUGUCAAAGACUCACAGGGGAAGAUAAUCGGCGUGUUCAAACCUAAGAAUGAAGAGCCCUAUGGCCAGCUUAACCCCAAAUGGACAAAGUGGCUGCAGAAACUGUGCUGUCCGUGCUGUUUUGGUCGUGACUGUUUAGUUCUGAACCAGGGCUACCUUUCAGAGGCCGGUGCUAGCCUGGUUGACCAGAAACUCGAACUAAAUAUUGUUCCGAGGACCAAGGUGGUCUACUUGGCUAGUGAAACAUUCAACUAUAGUGCCAUAGACCGAGUGAAAUCUCGAGGUAAAAAGUUAGCAUUGGAGAAGGUGCCAAAAGUGGGUCAACGCUUCCAUAGGAUUGGAUUGCCCCCAAAAGUUGGUUCCUUCCAAAUCUUUGUGGACGGAUACAAGGACGCAGACUUCUGGCUGCGUAGGUUUGAAGCCGACCCUCUGCCGGAGAACACCAACCGUCAGCUUCAGCUGCAGUUUGAACGCCUCGUAGUGCUGGAUUACAUCAUCAGGAACACAGACAGAGGAAAUGACAACUGGCUUCUCAAAUAUGACUGCCCUAUGGACCCCGUAGGGAACAGGGAUACAGACUGGAUUGUAGUGAAGGACCCCAUCAUCAAACUGGCAGCCAUAGACAACGGCCUUGCCUUCCCUCUUAAGCAUCCCGACUCUUGGAGAGCAUAUCCUUUCUAUUGGGCGUGGCUCUCCCAGGCCAAAGUUCCCUUCUCCCAGGAAAUCCGAGAACUGGUACUACCAAAACUGUCUGACCCAAAUUUUAUCAAAGACCUCGAAGAAGACCUCUAUGAACUAUUCAAGAAAGACCCUGGUUUUGACAGAGGACAGUUUCAUAAGCAAGUUGCUGUCACGAGAGGGCAGAUUCUGAACCUGUGCCAAGCCCUAAAGGAUGGAAAAACGCCUCUCCAGUUGGUUCAGAUGCCCCCUGUGAUUGUUGAAACAGCCAGAGCCCCCCAGAGAGCCAACAGUGAGUCAUACACACAGAGUUUUCAGAGUAGAAGACCUUUCUUCACCUGGUGGUAAAAAACAGAAGCCUACAUUUGGUGCGGGGAGGAACAGCAGGAAGCAGGAGCGAGGGAGAGUACGGGUUAGUUUCCUGGAAAUUGAUUUAAUUAUCACCAUCCCCUCCUCUCCAAACGGACACUGUGAUUACUAAAAGUGAGUGUGUAGGUGGAGACAAGAGGCCAUAAGAGGAAGUUUCACUCCGCAGCUUCCCUGUUUGCCUCAUUGCCUUGUUAGGAUGUGAAAAAGCAACAUUUAUAUCUGGAAUCCUUGAAACCGUUCCUCUUUGCAAAGAGAUGUCAGAUGUUUUGGACUCCCUGGGAGCAUGUGUGCUCGCUCACAUAUGCAUGCCAGUCAAAAGCUUCUCCACCUUUGCAUUCCAUGUUUUCUUUAUACCGGUCUGCCUUUUAACAUUCACCUGGAUAUUUACCACUCUCACACCGUCUAAUGGCUUGACCAGCUUUUUAAAUUUAACAAUUAAGAGCAAUGACUUCACUGAGCUCUUAAGCCUUGAUCAUCUAGCAUGUGUCUACACACCUAACCCAAGCCAUGUGAACUUCUGUAGUUUCACAUCCAUUCACCCAACAGAGAUUAGGAAGUGCGAGUCAUUUGGAGAGACGACGGAGAGCCGAGGUACAGGUGGUGUUUGUUUCGCCGAAAAGAUUACGAGCCUAAUAUUCCGCUUUCACUCAACCAUUGAAGAAGAGAGAAACAUCCUGUUCUCAACUGACGAGGGUAUAAAUAUGGUUCUUCUAGUCUUUUCCAUCAUGUGGAGCUGAGUAAAGUAACUUCCUGCUGUCCAGAACAGACACCAAAUGUAUUGUGACAAUGCACUGUAUAAUUUGUAUGUAAUAUUUAAUGAUAGAUUAUAAUAAAAAACAUGUUCCAUUCA
Entelurus aequoreus (snake pipefish) is the source of this 2364-nucleotide messenger RNA. It is a transcript of the gene pi4k2a, whose product is annotated as phosphatidylinositol 4-kinase type 2 alpha. Gene Ontology annotation, cellular component: trans-Golgi network; endosome; lysosomal membrane. The transcript is spliced from 9 exons. Gene Ontology annotation, biological process: Golgi organization; phosphatidylinositol phosphate biosynthetic process; endosome organization. The record is from RefSeq and is a predicted model, not a curated record. Lineage: Eukaryota; Metazoa; Chordata; Actinopteri; Syngnathiformes; Syngnathidae. Bases 150 to 1493 code for a protein of 447 amino acids. Gene Ontology annotation, molecular function: 1-phosphatidylinositol 4-kinase activity.